GCUACAGAGAACGACUGGGGGAGGGAGGGAAGGAGGGCGAGAGAGAGAGUGAGGCUGUGGAGGGAGAUAGUUGCGUGAUGUGUCGGUGUCGAGAGAGGAGAGGGGAUGCCACACUGGGACGAGGAGGGAGGAACACCGAGAAGAGUGGGAGAGAAAGAGACUGUUAGAGAGAGCGUGAGAGUGGGAGAGAGAGAGAGACAGUGUGUGUGUGAUGUUGAUGUAAAGAGAGAGAGAGGCACAGAGUCUGGUGGAAAGAGGGAGAGAGCAUUUGAGAGAGAGAGAGAGAGCAACACACAGAUUCAGCGAAGACCGCAGGCUCAGAGAGAACAACCUCCUCCUCAUCCUCCUCCUCAUCCUCCUCCCCAUGGCCUCCCAAAGAGCUCUCUUCUGCUCCUCUCUAGGAGUAGCUGCGUGCAUCUUCAUCUUCGUGAGCCUCCAGGUGGCCGACGAGCUGAGCGGGUACGAGCGCGCCUCCCUCCCGGGGGGCCGCCGCGUCCGCCCGAGGGCCGACGGGGAAAGUUUGGGGGGCCCGCGAGCCGACGACGCCGGGCGGCCUCGGCCCCGGCCCCGUCACGGGAGCAGGGUGGUGAGCCGGGAGGCGCAGCUGGAGGCGGGCGACGCGCGCUACCCGGUGCUCGUGUGGUGGACGCCGCUGACGGGCGAGGCGGGCAAGCUGGCGCGCUGUCCCGGCGUGCCCGGCGACUGUUUCUUCACGGUGGACCGCUCGUACCGGCGGCACUCCAUGGCCCGGGCCUUCCUCUUCUACGGCACGGACUUCAGUGCUUGGGACCUCCCCCUGCCGCGCCAGCGCUCCCACGACUGGGCUCUGUUCCACGAGGAGUCGCCCAAGAACAACUAUGUGCUCUUCUGGCCUCAGACGGCCGCCCUCUUCAACCACACGGCGACGUUCAGCCGCCGUUCCGACCUGCCGCUCACGCUGCAGUUCGUGGAGAGCACCAAGGCGCUGAUGUCGCAUCGCCUGCUGGUCGGCGCGGCCAAGAAGAGCCGGCUGCGGCGACCGGCGCCCGCGGGCCGGGGCCUGGCGGCCGUGGCGUACGUGCAGUCGGACUGCGAGCCGCCGUCGGACCGCGACGCGUUUGUGCGCGAGCUCUCGGCGUACAUAGACGUCGACUCGUACGGGCGCUGCCUCCACAACCGAGACCUGCCCGGCCCGCUCACCGACCCGUCGGCGAUGGAGGCGGAGGGGUUCCUGUCGCUGCUGGCGAGCUACAAGUUCGUGCUGGCGCUGGAGAACGCGCUGUGCGACGACUACGUCACGGAGAAGCUGUGGCGGCCGCUGGCGGUGGGCGCCGUCCCCGUGUACCGCGGCUCGCCCAGCGCGCGCGACUGGCUUCCCGACCCCGAGCGCUCCGCCGUCAUCGUCAGCGACUUCCCCUCGCCCAAGGAGCUGGCCUCGUUCUUGCUGUCGCUGGACGCCGACGACACCCUGUACGACGACUACCGGCGGUGGAAGCUGGAGGGCCGCGUGCGGAACGCGCGGCUCCUGACGGCGCUCAGCCGGCGGUCGUGGGGCGUCAACGACCCGGCACAGGACAACUUCAUCGACGCGUUCGAGUGCACCGUGUGCGCCCGUGUCUGGGAGAACGAGGAGCGCCAUCGGCAGGGUCUGCCGAGGCGCGAGUGGAGCGCUGACCCCGCUGCCCUCAGCUGCCCAGCGCCAGCGCCGUUCCGCCCGGCGCUCUCCGAGCCCGGAGGAGCGGCGGCGGGGGCGGAGGCACGGCUCCGGAGGAGCGGCCGCCAACGCUCGGCUGCCCCACCCCAGCCAGGCUCCGUCGUGCGGGAAUUCUGGUUGCCGAUGCACCGGCAGUCGGCGAGGGAGGCGGAGGCCCUGCACGCGCUGGUGCGGCGCAACCGCAACUACACGGAGGCGCAGUUCUACGCUCGGGCGAUGCGCGGCAAGGCCUGACUGCGUCCGUCUCAACGAGGUGUUUCUUUAAAGUUUUUUUGUUGUUGGGGCCUGUGGACCGCUCAGCCGGUGCAAACAUUUCUCACAGGGCUCGAUUCUGACAAACAGACUGAUUGUUGUGUCUAGUUUGUUGUCCUCCUCCCCCCCCGCGCCUCCGAUUAGCGCGGUUGGCUACGUACGCUGCGAAAGAAGUUCAACAUACGUACACAAACGUGGACUACUCAGCCCCUGACCCCUGGUGGCAAAACACAUUCACUAGUCUCUCUCAUUACCACUCAUACUGAAUGAUUCGUUUUACCAGAACAUUUUUUUUUUUAACGCAGCUAUGAGUUUUUUUUGGGGUGGCAAUUUAUAUCUCAGGGUGAAGGUGGUUUAAUCAGCGUAGUUUUACCGAACUUAUUUUUUUUAUUAUUAAAUAUGAUGAGUAAAAUAUUAAUGAAUGUUUAAAACAACAAGUUAUUAUUGCCAACCUGCAUUUGCAUCAUAGUCCUACAGACCACCUGGAAGACCGUCAUGGAGCACUGGUGGUCUGGGGAUCACAUUCUGAGAGACCACACUGAGAACCACUGUGCUAGAGAGACCACACUGAGAACCACUGUGGUAGAGAGACCUCACUCUGACAACCACUGGGCUAGAGAGACCACACUGAGAACCACUGUGGUAGAAAGACCUCACUGAGAACCACUGUGGUAGAGAGACCUCACACUGAGAACCACUGGGCUAGAGAGACCACACUGAGAACCACUGUGGUAGAGAGACCUCACACUGAGAACCACUGUGGUUGAGAGACCUCACACUGAGAACCACUGUGGUAGAGAGACCUCACACUGAGAACCACUUGGCUAGAGAGACCACACUAAGAACCACUGUGCUAGAAAGACCUCACUCUGAGAACCACUGUGCUAGAAAGACCACACUGAGAAGCAGUGGGCUAGAAAGACCACACUAAGAACCACUGUGCUAGAAAGACCACACUAAGAACCGCUGUGCUAGAAAGACCUCACUCUGAGAACCACUGUGUUAGAAAGACCACACUGAGAAGCACUGUGCUAGAAAGACCACACUAUGAACCACUGUGCUAGAAAGACCUCACUCUGAGAACCACUGUGCUAGAAAGACCUCACUCUGAGAACCACUGUUAGAAAGACCACACUGAGAACCACUGUGCUAGAGAGACCUCACACUAAGAACCACUGUGCUAGAAAGACCACACUGAGAACCACUGUGCUAGAAAGACCACACUAAGAACCACUGUGCUAGAGAGACCACACUGAGACCCACUGUGCUAGAGAGACCACACUAAGAACCACUGUGCUAGAAAGACCACACUGAGAAGCACUGUGCUAGAUCUUCCAUGGUUCUCCUUGACGAGUGGAGCGGGCGACGUCCCAUCGCCUCCCGCUGCGGGCACGCCGCAGUUGGUUCCAUCGUGAGGUGGCGUGCGGUGGGGUAAAGUGUGGGUGCUCCCACCGCUUUCAAGAAGUGUGACCAGCGCCGAUGAGUAGAUCUAAACGUGCUCUGCAGGGGUUCUCUAGAGAUCCGUUUAGCAGUGGCAUGAGCAAGCAAUCGCAAGGCUGUACCUGUUUUGUUUGCAGUUAACAAACUGGCACUGGGGCAGAUAUUCGCGUGGUUGGCUCGGGGGUGGUGAUGUACGCAAUGUGUUGAUGUGUCAUGAUCACCGUCAUGAUCACCACCAUCAUCUCGUGGUUUGUGUACAAUCUUUUCUUUAAAGAUCUGUGUGCACUGACUUUAUAUAACCGUGUAGAUAUAUUUUUUACGGCAUAUUUUAUGUUUAACCUGAUCGUAACUACUUAAACGUUUUGUAAGUAAUUCUUUAUUUUACUAUUCACACUCUACAGGCAAUGUUUCAACAUAUUUGUAAUAAUUAAAACAUUCCAGUGUGUAUAUAUUUUUUUACAGAAUUUAUAAAAGUACAAGGUAUUAGGUGAAAAUAGUAACAUUUAUAUGACUUCUGUUGAACAUGGUAUGCAAUCUUAUACACAAAUUUGCAAUAUCUCUAAGAGCUAUAUCUAGAGUAUUGAGAACUUUAUAUUAAACACUAUGCAUUUGCACUUACUUUAAAUUAGGCCUUUCCAUGCUAUAUCGUAAAUGAGGAGGUUGUUUGUCCAUACUUCACCAUAAUGGCCAGUGCGGUUUGGUGAAGAUGGGGUAUGGAGAAAGUAGUUCCAUCAUUCUCACUCGCUGAUAGUUGCGACGGGAAUCGAACUUAGGUCGCCGGGUUCAUAGUGCAGUGAAAUCUAAACUAAACUAUGUAAGGGCCACUGAGCUAUGUAGCUCUUUUUGAGAAGGGAUGUGGCCACAAAUGACAGCUCAAUGAAG
Petromyzon marinus (sea lamprey) is the source of this 4267-nucleotide messenger RNA. RefSeq names its product protein O-fucosyltransferase 3 (gene POFUT3). Lineage: Eukaryota; Metazoa; Chordata; Hyperoartia; Petromyzontiformes; Petromyzontidae. The record is from RefSeq and is a predicted model, not a curated record. Gene Ontology annotation, cellular component: membrane. Gene Ontology annotation, molecular function: alpha-(1->3)-fucosyltransferase activity.